Capsella rubella is the source of this 1464-nucleotide messenger RNA. RefSeq lists its product as uncharacterized. The record is from RefSeq and is a predicted model, not a curated record. The coding region runs from base 1 to 1464 and encodes 487 amino acids. NCBI's taxonomy places the organism in Eukaryota, Viridiplantae, Streptophyta, Magnoliopsida, Brassicales, Brassicaceae. The transcript has a single exon.
AUGUCGUCGGCUAUGGAUAAAGCGUUAAUGGCUAUGUCGCUGGAGGAGGAAGAUGCUCCUUUUGAGAUGCCGGAUUUACCUCAGUUCAGCUCCUGCGAGAAGAAUGAGUUAAGUUUGAUUGGAAGAUUGCUAAAUCCUAAGUGUCAAAGUAUGUCAAGCUUAGUCUUUAAUAUGCCUAGGAAGUGGCAGAAGAUUGGGAGAGUUCGUGGCGUGGCUCUCUCAAGUGAAAGAUUUCAGUUCAUCUUUAGUUCUGAGCAUGAUUUAGUGGAAGUUUUAGAGAAAGGUUUCCAGACCUACAAUGAGUGGGGGCUGGCAAUGGAACGAUGGUCUGAACACCCGAGUGUGGAAUCACUUCAGUUUGUCUCUCUUUGGGUUCAGAUUAAAAACAUCCCGCUGAAUUAUUAUACCAAACAGGCGAUUACUCUUCUUGGAGAAUUAGUGGGGCAGGUUCUUGAGGUGGUUUUUGACCCUGACAAACCACAAAACAAGGAUUAUGUCAGAGUGAAGGUUAAGUUUGAUGUCUCGAAGCCCUUAAGAAAAUCGAAGAUUAUCAACCUUCCGAAAGGGCUUACUUCUACAAUAUUUUACUUCUAUGAAAAAGUCCAGAAAAGAUGCUACAAUUGCCAGCGAAUGACGCAUGUCCAAGAGGAGUGUCCACUGGUUUUGAAAAAGAUUCAAGACCAAGUCAUUGAAAGGAAGAUGGGAAGGAAAGUGGAGAAACCAAAACCAACCUUGAUCUUAAAAGAAGGGGACCCUCUUUUUGGUGUGCUAAAAGAAGAACAGGUUGGUAUACAUCCUCUAUUGGGAAGACCGAGAAUUGCGCAGGAUGUUCUUGAUGGCAUGAGACAGUAUUUAAGACUUGCAACGACUGAAGAUCUGGCCCUGAGAAUUGAGAGAGUUAAAAGCUCAGUUGCAGAAGCAGAAAAGGACCCUAUUACUCAAAAGACAGUGCUACGGAUGGAACCUCCUCCCCUAAUCUCUAAGGACUUCAACAAAGGAAAAGGGUUAGUUUUUGGCUAUGAGGGAUCUGAGGUAUCAUCUCUAAAUGGGUCUAAAUCUGAGGGAACAGAAAAGCUUAUGAAUGCGGCAAUCCAAGCAGGAAGAAGUAGCUGUAAUGAGGCGGUGCCAGUGAAAGGUUUUAAGGAGCUUGCAUUGGUGGAUUACUCUCAGGACUCUUCCUCUUCUUUGGUUAGUCCAACGGCUUAUGCAGUCGGCUUCUAUGAGGCUGGCUCUUCCGGGACUAAACAGAGAAAAGGAAAGGGAAGGAAAAGACCCUAUGUGAGCAAAAGAAAACCAAUUCCUUUGAAGGAUCAGAAAGGCAAAGGGGUGGUUAUAAAGAAACAAGGGAAUGAGAAAGGGAACAUGGACAAGAGGAAAGGAGGAAAUGAGGAGUAUGUAGGUCAAAAAGUUGCUAAGCACAACAACCCAGAGGUGGUCCCAAAUGAGGGACCGUCCAAGAUCUAA